Arachis stenosperma is the source of this 692-nucleotide messenger RNA. RefSeq lists its product as uncharacterized. Gene Ontology annotation, molecular function: sequence-specific DNA binding; DNA-binding transcription factor activity. Gene Ontology annotation, cellular component: nucleus. Lineage: Eukaryota; Viridiplantae; Streptophyta; Magnoliopsida; Fabales; Fabaceae. The transcript has 4 exons. Gene Ontology annotation, biological process: regulation of DNA-templated transcription. The coding region runs from base 1 to 495 and encodes 164 amino acids. The record is from RefSeq and is a predicted model, not a curated record.
AUGGUUUCGAGGGUUCACAAGAGAACAGGUUUAUUUCAUAGGAACCUUCAACAUCUUCGAUCAAUCACUAAAUCCCAUGCGGUAUUUAAAACAUCAGUGAUAUUGGAUGCAUCAGAGUAUAUACGAAAUCUAAAGAAAAAGCUACAAGAAUUGGAUGAGUUAGCAGUUUGUUCUUCUUCAGCCCAAAAUUUCAUUGACCAUGGUCCCAUGCCUAUGCUUAAAGUUGAAGCACAAGAGGAGGGGUUCAUGAUAAGGGUGCUGAGUCAAAGAAGUUGCAAAGGGUUGUUGGUUUUCAUAUUGGAAGCGUUUGAAGAGCUUGGCCUUCAAGUGCUCCAGGCUAGGGUUUCUUGUGUAGAUGCCUUUUCUUUAGAAGCAAUGGGAAUCAAGGAGCACAAUGAAGGUGAUGAUGAUGAUGAUGGUCAUAUGGAUGCACAAGUAGUAGAACAAGUGAUGUCUAAAGCUAUCAAAAACUGGAGGGAACUUCCAAAGCAAUAAUGGCCUUAUCCGAUCCAAAUAAAAACAACUUUAUUUUAAUUUCUAUCUUGAUCAGUUCAGAUCAUUGUCAUCUUUAAGCCGGUUGGGUUAGAUCGGGUCCAAUGGAUCUUAUGAUCAACGUCGUCGUCGUGUGUGGGUAUAUCGUAAUAUGAUUGUUAAUUUUGGAUAUAUAUUAUCAAAUAAAAUAAUGAAUGAAC